Messenger RNA from Torulaspora globosa, 1023 nucleotides. RefSeq names its product trifunctional uridine nucleosidase/nicotinamide riboside hydrolase/nicotinic acid riboside hydrolase (gene URH1). The coding region runs from base 1 to 1023 and encodes 340 amino acids. Gene Ontology annotation, cellular component: cytosol. Gene Ontology annotation, biological process: purine nucleoside catabolic process. The transcript has a single exon. The record is from RefSeq and is a predicted model, not a curated record. Gene Ontology annotation, molecular function: purine nucleosidase activity. NCBI's taxonomy places the organism in Eukaryota, Fungi, Ascomycota, Saccharomycetes, Saccharomycetales, Saccharomycetaceae.
AUGACUAUCAGUGCGAUCCCUAUAUGGCUGGACUGUGACCCUGGACAUGACGACGUUAUAGCGAUCCUUCUCAGCUGCUUCCAUCCGGCUUUCAAGUUAGUCGGUCUAAGUGCAUCUUAUGGCAAUGCCCCCUUGGAGAACACGACCUAUAAUGCCAGAUCGGUGAUUACGGCAUUCGGUAAGGGGCAUGAGGUUACGGUUUAUCCUGGCGCCAAGAAACCAUGGGUACUUGAACCGGAAUACGCUUCCGAUGUGCAUGGUGCUUCAGGUCUCGAUGGAACAACCUUGCUACCGGUUCCAGAUUGUGAGCUGAACGUUAAGGAAAGCUAUCUGGAUGCCAUGGAGAAGGCGAUAGUGGCCUACGGUGGCGAGAUAAGCCUUGUUUCGACAGGUGCCUUGACCUCUGUUGCGACCCUUCUGCGCGAUCGACCACAUCUGAAGAAAUUGAUCAAGUACAUCAGCAUCAUGGGUGGAGGGUUUGAUGUUGGUAAUCGUAAUUCCCAUGAUUCAGCAGAGUUUAACAUCUGGAUUGAUCCACAUGCGGCAAAUUUCAUCUUCAGUGAUCCUGACAUCAAGAAUAAGUGUAUACUGCUGCCUCUGAACGUCACACAUAAGGCAAUUGCUACCGCUGAAGUACAGGAACGCAUCCAUGCUAAUGGCAGAAGUAAGAUGCGCGAGCUGUUUUAUGAACUAUUUAAAUUUUUUGAGCAUUGUUACAAGGAUGCCCAGGGCUUUGACCAUCCGCCCACACACGAUCCCUUGACUCUAAUGCCUUUGCUAGAGUUUUACGGCUGGGAAGCAUCCUCGGUUAUUCAGUUCAGCUACAGGAGAUUGGACAUUUACGCCGUCGAGCAUGAAAACAGCCCAGAUUUGGGAAAAACCUGCAUCGAAAAGGAAUAUGAGCUUUCUGAAGGAGCUGGUAUUAUGGUGGGGUUUGAUCUUAAUAUCGAGUAUUUCUGGGAGCAAGUUUACAAUGCAUUGAACCAAGCGGAACAGGCAUCGACUAUUGAACGAGGGCGUUAG